UUGAACUCACCUAAUGGUACAGUUAAAUGGGUGAAAAACUUUAAAAUCUUAUUCUUAACAUGUGCUCAGAAGCCGAAAACGAUCACAACUCCGGUUCUCCAUCAGAAGAUAGAUCGCGUUAUUGAGCAAGAGUCACCGCGUCAAAAUCUUCCGAUUAACUAUGCAUUACCGGUGAAGGAAGCCAGAAUCUCCAAUGUGCCGAGAUCUGUUUAUGCAGCUCUUUCAAACGUACAGUUUCCUGGCAUUUUUGAUCGCGAAGGGGAUCCACCGGUGAUGGUGGAUGUCGUUACAGCUACUCUCCCCAGUCGAGCCGUUGAAGUCAACGAUGGACUGAACACAAAUGAGAUUAUUGUACAGUUUCUAGCCUUUAAAUGCUUGCACAAGCAUGAGCAACCGCCUGUACGGAAGAUUUUCUUCACACUACAGUUCUAUCGAUUCCAGCAAAUCACCACGGAAGAGCUUUUGCUAUCGGAAUCCAACAAUACUAAUGGUGAGCCCAAUGUUCUGAUGCGAUUGAAUGAUAACGGUGAAGAACAAACGGAACAAGGACCAGGCUUCUCGAGUCUUCUUCGUGGUGGCAAAGAAGCUGUGCAAUGCACUGUUCAAUGUCCCGUGGUGUUCAGUGCGCUACCUGGCCAGCCGCCACGAGUAACGGCACUUCUUUACGUACGCCUAGCCAACAUAGGCCACCCAUCUUCGAAUCAGAUUGGUAAGAAUGUUUGUUAG
Molecule: messenger RNA, 726 nt
Organism: Haemonchus placei
Lineage: Eukaryota; Metazoa; Nematoda; Chromadorea; Rhabditida; Trichostrongylidae
Source: the annotation of a GenBank genome assembly